Molecule: messenger RNA, 464 nt
Organism: Girardinichthys multiradiatus
Lineage: Eukaryota; Metazoa; Chordata; Actinopteri; Cyprinodontiformes; Goodeidae
Exons: 4
Coding region: 99-359 (86 amino acids)
Biological process (GO): intracellular iron ion homeostasis
Cellular component (GO): nucleus; cytosol
Molecular function (GO): 2 iron, 2 sulfur cluster binding
Source: RefSeq, a predicted model, not a curated record
AGUUGUUUUGCCAACCGCCAAUAAACUCCAGAAGAAGAAAAGAAAAAGAAGAAGAAGCCUUCCCGGUGUGCAGUGGGUAAAAUCAGCAGAACACAGACAUGGCAGUAUCAGCAGAUCACAUCCGGGAUAAGCUAACUACGGAGCUCGAGGCAGUGCAUGUGGAUGUAGAGGAUACCACCUCCAACAGGUGUGCAGCCAGCUUCAAAGUCCUGGUGGUGUCGCCACAGUUUGAGGGUAAACCAUUGUUACAGAGACACAGGAUGGUGAAUACGUGUCUCGCAGAGGAGCUGAAGGAAAUCCAUGCAUUUGAACAGAAAACCCUCACACCAGAACAGUGGGACAAACUAAAGCUACAGUGACACACAUUUCCAUCUGUAGUGAAAAGGUUAAAGUGCUCCAACCAUCUCGUUGCUACAUAUGUCAUAUUGAUACAAAUCUACUGCAAAUAAAAGUAAAACACUUUG